Molecule: messenger RNA, 5853 nt
Organism: Apis florea (little honeybee)
Lineage: Eukaryota; Metazoa; Arthropoda; Insecta; Hymenoptera; Apidae
Product: constitutive coactivator of PPAR-gamma-like protein 1 homolog
Cellular component (GO): nucleus
Source: RefSeq, a predicted model, not a curated record
UAAAUUCCCAUGGAACUGGGACAAACAACGUAGAUAUCCGAGCGCGGCCGAGCGCUCAUUUCCGUUUUCGAAUCCGACGUCAUCUACUCUCAAAGCCCGUGUGUUUUGUGUUUCUUUGGGGCCACGAUGAUUAUCGCUAAUUUAAUAUUGAAAUUAUUGAAACUGAAAUUAGAUUUUUUUGUAUCUUAAAAGUAUCUAAAAUAAAAAACUAAUAAAAUUAUUCACUCAUUUAAUAAAUUAAGCGAGGGAAAGAUAUCGUAAAAAUACGUAAUAACCAAACAAGCUUGAUUAGAAUUGGACUAAAAGAAUUUUGAACAAAAUGGGUAUUCAAGAUCUGCAAGUUUUUUUGGAUAGUAAUUAUGUACAAGGUGGAUCUAUACCUGUGGAUCUGUUAAAAAUAGCACGUACUAUUACUCAAAGACAACAUAAUCGCAUUAGUAAAGCACAACAAUUGCAUUCUGGAAAAUUAAGAUUAGUUCUCGAUGGAGAAUGCUGUUUAGAUAGGUUAUAUGGAGGAUAUUUCUCAGAUUGGGCUUGUGGAGGACAAUGGAAUAGAAUGUUGCAAUUUUUAGCUGUUCUCAUACAAGCAACAGAAAUGUCAGGUUUAGAAUUAGCUGUAUUCUUUAAUGGAUGUUUCGAAUCUUCAAGACGUGCAGAUUGGAUUCUAAACCAAUUGCAAGUGCGAAUUAAAGUAAAUAAUGUAUUAAAACAUAUUUCAACUAAGGGUACUCCUCCACCAAAAAUUUGGUGGACUCCACCAGUUUGUUUAAGAACCAGUCUACGUAUGGCUUUACGGCAUUUGAAUGUUACAGUACUAUGUAGUAUGGAUGAUCACCAUCAAGAAGUAAUCGCAUAUUGUCGAGAGAAUAAUUUUAAUGGCUUAAUUGCUGACGAUGCAGAAUAUGCUGCAUUUGAUCCUCCACGAUAUUUCUCAUCUGAACAAUUAAAACUCACAUAUAAAGGCUCUCUUGACACCAAAGAGUAUAUUCUUCCAGAAUUUUUAAAAGCUUUAAACAUCCCUUCUGAUAGACUAUGUUUAUUAGCUGCAUUACUUGGCAAUUAUAUUUUAACUGAGCAUGACUUAACUGAUUUUUAUAAAAAAUUGAAUGUCAAUACUAAUCUGAAUAAAGUAAAUGUUGAUCAUACAAUUAAAACCAUCGCAAAUUUCGUUCGAGAUUUACCAUCUGUUGAAUUGGAUGUAGUUUCGCAAAAAGUUUUUGGAUCUCUAUCAGAUCCGAGAUGUUCAAAAUUGAGGCAAUCAGUUCAAUACUAUAUAAACGGAACUAAAGAUGGAUUUUUGCAUUAUAAACCAGUGAAACCAAAUAGAGUACACAAAUUAGAUUCUAAGCAAAGCGUUCAACAACAAUCUAAUUUAUCUGAAACGCCCUCAACUUCAGAAGCCGAAUCGAAUUUAGAAACAUCCAGAUUUGCAUCUGAGACUGUAGAAAGCGAACGCGAGAGUUUAAACGCAUAUAAGCAAGCUACUGCAAACGCAAAGUCCGCACCACAAAUUGUGAUAGAUCCACCGGGUAUCCAAGGCCAUGGAGAUGCUGAUAAUAUUAGGACAGAGGAAGAACAAAAUAAUGGGCAUGCUAUUAAUGGUACACACAAUCUUCUAAUUAGUUCAUCAAGUUCAAGCAGUAGUUCUUCUGCAACAUCUCCAUCUCAUGCGACGGCUGAUUCAUCGAAACAAAUGGAAAAAACAAUGACUAUUCCUAGUACAGUACCAGAAGUAAUGCGUACCGCAUCUGAACGGCAUCAAAAAGGUUUAAUGUCUCCUCAUAUUUAUCAAAUUCUCAUUGCUGGAGAAAUAAAGCUGCCUGUUCUUCUCGAAGACGAAAAUCAUCGCGAAUUUCCAUCGAUACAUCUUAUUUAUAGACCUGUUAGACAAAUGGUAUAUGCAAUAUUGUUUAAUCUUCAUCACAGAAUGUAUUUAGCUGCUAAAAGUAAGAAAAAGGAGGUAAAUAGUGAAAAAAUUGAAGUCCCAGAUGUUGUAAUAAAAGAGUGGGUAUGGUCCAAAUCAAAUCCAUAUCUUACUCCGGAAUCUGUAAAAGCAGAACAAAUUGGUUGGGGUGUUCCUACAAUACAACGUUUAUGGUUUGGCACAGGCAUAGAUGAUAAACGUCGUCGUUUACGUGGAUUUUUGACUUGUAUGAAAUCAGAUACACCUCUUAUGUUAAACACUUCCUAUGUACCACAACAUCUUUUAGUCAUGGCUUGUGUAUUAAGAUAUAUUAUGUCGUUUUCGGAGAAAAUAAAGGUUUUACGUCGUUGGGAAUUAGAUGCUUUCAUUGCACAAGCAUUUUCGCCAGAGCUUAUGAAUGCUCAGUAUUUACAAGAUCUCCAGCUUCCUUUAGUAACAUCACGUGGAGUGCAAUUAGCUACUUUAUUUAUGGCCGGUGUCGAAACCGCUCUCUUAGCUAAUGAUGCUUGUGGUGCCCCAAUUCCAUGGUUAAUGUGUUGUCCAUGGUUGUACUUUGAUGGAAAACUAUUUCAUCAUACAUUAGCUCGAGCUAGGAUUGCAAAAAAUUUAUUAGAACUUUGUGGUGGCCAUAUAGAUCGUAUCGUGAAAGUCGAACGGAUGAAGAAAGCUAUUUUAGAAGGUACCAAUGUUAUUUUUGCACGAGCACCACCAGUUGGUCCAGGUAUUCGCAUGUCUGUACCUCAGAAUAUUCUGACUCCUGGAUGUACGAUCAAUGAUGGUUUAAUGCGCGGAAGAGGCAGUGGAACUAUACCUCAACGUGGAUUGAUGCGUCGUCCUAUACCAUCUCGCGGUGGACAAUUAGAAAUUGCUGGAGUUGUCGUUGGACAAUGGGGUCCAAAUUAUGGACAACCUGGUCGUUUACCUCAGCCUCUACAAGGACAUCCUCGCGGACGACUUCCACCUCAAGUAACUUCAAUUGGUGGUCUUAAGUAUGGUCUCCCUCGUGGUUUCACUCCUAUGGGUCGUCCCACAUUUCAAACGCGGGGAAACAAUCGUGCGCAAAUCGCAGGACGAGGGAAAAAGACACAGAUGAAAGCAACUGGUAAAAAGAAAACUACUGUUAAAAAGAAUAAAGAAAGUGAAAAUAAAAAAGAAACUAGAGGACGAGGUAAUAAUAUCGAUGGAAUAACUGACUACAGUGAUUCAAUUCCAAAUAUGAAUGCAACAAAAGAUGCACUGCCAGUACCAGGCCAAUUUGAGGAUGCCAUAGAAAACGGCAAAGGGAUAGAAAAAGGACAAGGAGAUGCGUCACUGGUUGCUCCAGUCGCUGCUGAAAAUUAGGUAUUUAUACAUCACAUUUUUAUCGACUUUUAAAAAUUCCCGGAUGUGACUCAAGACUGCAAGAAAAAAAAUCUUAGAAAAACAAAUGUGUAAACGAGCAAUGAUGCGCUAAUAACAUUUGAAGGUUUUAAUAUAAUUAUUGCAUAUAAGAGAAUUAUUUUCAACAUGUAAAAAAAGAAAAAAGGAAAGACUUACAAUUUUUUCAUAUAAGUUUGAUGUUUUAAAAAAAAAGAGAAGAGGAGAAAUAUUUAAACUAAAUAGCCUUGAAUUUUCGCACAAUAAGCACUAAAAAAACUUUUCAAAUGUUACGCGCAGAAUCACUCAACAGCUAUUAUCUAAAGCUCUGAUGGGGCCAAACUAAUUAAACUAAUGUAGGCAAAAAAGCAUCGUUAAUGCGAUGUCAAGAUAUUGUAAAACUACAAGGAUAUAGACCCAUUUUCGACGUACACGAUACGAUGUCCUCACUGCCAAACGUACCAUUCAGUGUGUAGGAUAAGAGCGAAAACGAACGUGAUUUAAGAAAAAGAAGAAAAUAAAAAAACAAUAAAAUCGUGCUUGUGCUAACACGAGCGUGUUUUUAGACUACUACUCCGCUCGGAUCACCAUAAGGAUGAACUCGACUGAUUAGUGUAUGCGUGCGCUAAUUUUACUAAGAACAAGAACAAGUCGUCAGCUGCUAUAAGUAUUUAAUUCUUAAGAAGUGUGAUUAUUUUUUUUACAAUGAAAAUAUAUAUUUUCCGGUAUUAUAUGAAAUGCUCGCAUUGAUAGUCUCAGUAUUCUGAUCUUUGUAAACGUCCAACGAAAAUCAUAUACUUUAAGACGUCACGGACGAAUAAAUGAAUAAAACAUUAAUGGAUAAAUCAAUAUAAAACAAUAUAUUAUGGAUACUUUUAUUCUGUUUUGUAGAUAAUGCGAAGCAGGAUACUGAGACAUUCAUUAGCAAAUGGAGACUGAUGCUUUUCAUAUAGGUAAAAUAUAUAUUUAUAUAUGGUUUAGAUUAGAGAUUCCCAAUAGCAUAUUAUAUGUAAGUUGUAAAUGAUUGCUUGUGAGUAUGUGUGCAAUGGAAUGUUAAGGUAUUGUAUGAGAGAAAUACAUAAAAAUGAAAGAAUAUUGUUUUACUUGUGAAAAUCGUAAUGAAAGAAUAAAGAGAGAGAAAGAAAAUACCAUAAAUGCAUGGUUGUAAGAUCGAAUAUAUAAAGAAACAUAAGAAAUGUAUAUAAACGUCGAAUGUUAAUGCGUGUCGGUUCACGUACACACGAUGCAUAAAAAUACGAAUACAAUGAAGAAUUGAGAAUGCGUACGCGCGUGUAUGUGGCCCGAAUGAUAUAUUUAUUUGUUGUUGUGUCGAUGAAAAGAGGAAUGAAUGAUUUUUGGACGAAUUAUAAAUUUCCAUGUACGAUAAGAGAUACAAUAUGUACUCAUGGACACGCGGUAGAUUUGAUGCAAGAGUAAUCGGCUUGAAUUUUCAAAAAAAAGAAAGACGAGGUUCUCUGAAAGAGUUAUUCUUGUGAAAGUCUUUCGAUGUCGCUUGGAAAAUAUGCUGCACUAUGCGUUAUUCUAAUUCAAUAUCGUAAAAUGAAUCAUAUGUUAGUUAACAAAAAAUAAGUAAUAAUUUGUAUCAUGGAGAAGAUCAUCUCUUUUUUAUGAUUCCAUUGAAAGCUUUCUUUUUCUUUUUUUUCUAUUAUUUUUUCUUUUAUUUUUUGGGUUAAAAUUAUAUAUAUUCGUGCCUUUUGUAGCAUAUUUUCGAAAGAAUGUACGAUGUGUCCUUCCUUUAAUUGUACAUAUGAAUAGUUACUUUAGAAGUGACAGAAUGAGGUUGGUGUAAAUAAAAAAAAAUCUGGUGAUUUCACGCUUUUAUUGCGUGAGGAGCCGAUUCAAAAUAGGAGAUCAUCAUGUUAAAAGAAGAAAAAGAAAAUACUAUUAUAAUACUAUUUAUGCGUAGAAUAGUCGAAAAGACAUUCUAUCAAAGAUCAUUGGAAUUCGAAAGAUAGAUUUCUUUAUCAUUGAAGAAUGAUAAUACACGUAUAACAAAGAUACAAAAUAGUAUGACAGAACAAUUUAUCAAAAGGAAUGAAAAUAAAAAGGAAAAAAGUAGAUAAAAAUGAUAUACGUCUAAAAUGCAGAGAUAAUUUAAAUUGAAUAAGAGAGCGAACGAGAGCGAGAGAGAAAGCGAUUGUGAGAGAGAAAAUCAUUUAUUGAGAUAAUAUAAUGAAAGAUAAAGAUAAAAAUGUUAUAUUUUUGUAGAUUUGUUAUUGCGUAAAAAAUGCAUUAAGACAAUGAAAACUUUAUAUAAUUUGAGCGACGGUUAAACUGAGCCUGAAAAAAUUAAAAUGAGUGACUAAGAUCAUAAAGAGAAAGGAUAUUGUAUAGAGAAUAUGAUAAAGAUUUAAAAAAAAAACAUAGAAGAAAAUGAAAAAGUGCUUUAGAAAAAAUGAUGGUAUGUUGAACGUGUUUGACAUCUACGAUUUAAUAAGAAAAUCUUAUUAAUUCUUUUGUAUCUCCGAAGCUCUCAAAGUUCUGAGUUGCUUGCGAACAAACAUAAAAAUCUAAAAAAAAAAAAAAAAUAAACAAAAACGAAAAAAAAAAAA